Hypanus sabinus (Atlantic stingray) is the source of this 2025-nucleotide messenger RNA. It is a transcript of the gene ift22, whose product is annotated as intraflagellar transport 22 homolog (Chlamydomonas). Bases 56 to 619 code for a protein of 187 amino acids. Gene Ontology annotation, molecular function: GTPase activity. Gene Ontology annotation, biological process: intracellular protein transport. The record is from RefSeq and is a predicted model, not a curated record. Lineage: Eukaryota; Metazoa; Chordata; Chondrichthyes; Myliobatiformes; Dasyatidae. The transcript is spliced from 5 exons. Gene Ontology annotation, cellular component: endomembrane system.
GCGGGGCUUCGUGGUCUCCAUGGUAACGGGAGCGGGGUAACGGCGGUGUGGAGUCAUGUUUAGUACUAAGUUGCUGCUGGUGGGUCCGAGCGAGAGUGGAAAAACUGUUCUGGCAAAUUUUCUUUCUGAUGCAACAGAAGCUAUUGGUGGUGACUACAACCCUACUCAGGGAGUCAGAAUACUGGAAUUCGAAUGUUUAAAUGUGAACGCUGGUGGUAAAAAUGUUGGAUGUGAAGUGGAACUCUGGGACUGCUCUGGUGAUCAGAAGUUUGAGACAUGCUGGCCUGCUUUAAUGAAAGACUCCAAUGGAGUUAUCAUUGUGUUUAAUGUCGAUGUACCCAGCCACCUGAAAGAGAUUGAGAUGUUCUAUUCCUACUUUGUUCAGCAGCAAAGGUUACAUGACUCUCAAUGUCUUCUCAUUGCUCACCACAAGCCAAGCUCAGCAACUGGUAGAAGCCGGCCAAAUCUGGCCCAGCAACUAAGCAAGCUGAGUUUGAUCCAUUCAAACCUAGAAGAGGAUCCAGAACAAGUCCGCACAGCUUUCCGUCAGCAUUUGGGAACGGUUGUUAGUUCUUUGUCAGAAAGCAGAGAGAAAGAAGAGAUGUCAAUCAUCACUUAAUAACUGCUGAUAGAUUUUUAAAUAGCUCCAGAACAGAGCAGCUUCAAUCAAAAAUCCAAAAUUGCAUUCAUUGGCAUAUUUCUAGCUCUCUUUUCUACUUUGUCACAUUUGCCCAGCGAAUGCAGGUGAACAGUCGGAUUUGUGUGCACUUUGAUGCUUUUGACUGUUGCUAUUCUGAAAGAGCAACUAAGUUGGUUCUGAGGAUUUUCCAUUAUAUCUAAGCACUAAAUUGGAGAUGCAAGGAAUACUUUUAUAUUUUAUCUUUUAUGUGCUUUAACUUCAGAGCUCAAUAUUCUAAGUGGGGAGAUAGUAAACAGAUUCAGAUUGAAUGUGACAGCAGCAGUAUUUAUUACUGAAUCAGUGCCCACUUCCAAAUGUCUUAAAAUAGUUUUUGGAUUUGCAUUGUUUUUCAAUUGGCACUUGCAGAUAAACCAGUGUUUUACUAAAGUAAAUUCUUACUUGUCUGUGACACCACACGCUAUUAACAGUCAUUGGUCACUGGAGACAUAAGCUCAGCAUUUAAUACAAAUCCUUUAGAAGCUGGUGGAAUGACUAACCAAAAGUCCACGUGUAUUGGUAACCAAACUAACUACCAAAAUACAUUUUGCAAUUAUUAUUGAUUUCUUUCUCAAAGUGUUCACCAGUUAGAUAUUAGCUAGUCUAAAACUUUGCUCAGCAAAUUGUAAGAGCAUAAAACUGUUCUUAAAUAUGAAACAUAUUCCACAUCAUUGUCAUGUCUGAAACUUCUAGUUCUGCUUAAGUAUUUAAUUUGAAAAAUAAGAGUAAUUCUUAAUUUUUUUCCAAGGAAGUACUGGGCACAGCAAGUUAUUAUUUAUAAUGAGUGUAAAGCUGGACUAGACUUCACAAAAUAAAGUUGAGACCAGUAUUUAUUCACUAUAUACAGUAUAGUUUUGCUGGAUCUGCUUGAACUGUUAUUUAUCAACUUCAGUCACUUAGUGGCUUCCCUUCCACUCUUGCACUGUUACUACUGGUGGGUUCUGCGAACCCUUUGAUUCCACUUUUUUUUUAAUUUCAAACAGUGUCCUCGGAGACUCAUUCAAAAUACAACUCUGCUCCAUUAUCCACUACACUGGUAGAUCUGUAAAGAUGCCGAAGUUGUAUAGAUGAGACCCUUAUCCAUGGUUGACUUGAUCAUAAAGUUUUGAUAAUUAUAAACACCGGAGAUUCUGCAGAUGCUGGAUAUCCAGAGAAAAACACACAAAAUGCUGGAGGAACUUGUUGCAUGAAUGAAGUCACUGGAGAAAAUUGCUGGUAAAUACAAAGCAACUUCCUUAGUCAACAAGACAAGGUACAGCCGGCAUUAUAUGGAGAUGCUUUCAGUGGAAAGGUCUGCUGGCCCAACAUGGGGCUCGAUAUUUUAUGUGCCAAAUAAAAUACCAUAUUUA